AUGCCCCCGUCGGAGCCGGACUCUGUGGAGGAAGACAAGCCAGAACUGGAGCCGAUGGAGAUUGAGGAGGCGGCUUUGUUGGCUUUCAGCCUGCCCAACCUUCCUGCUGCCCGGCAGCGAAGGGCGACAUUCUCCAUCUCCAGCCCUACAGGGACAUACUCCAUCCCCAGCUCUGGAGGAACAUACUCCAUCCCCAGCCCUGCAGGGACAUACUCCAUCUCCAGCCCCUGCUCUACACCGCGGUCAUGCACCAGUUCUGGUCAGCCGAAAUUGUAUCCCCAUGAAUACCCCAGUUUCCAGGAUCUCUCCCAGGCGACCUCUGUCUUCUACAGCCCCAGCCCCACCAGCUCCCCCAGGAACGUUUGUGGAAGGGAGACAUACUCCAUCCCCUGGUCUGGUUGUCCCAAAUUCUUCUAUGAUACCUCUGACCUCCCCAGCAUCAUAGAUCUCUCCCAGGCGACCUCUGUCUUCUACAGCCCCACCAGGAGCACUUGUGAGCCAGGAAGGGGAACAUACACCAUUUCUGGCUCCUCAUCCGGUCCCGACGCGCCCAGCACACAAAACCUGUCACAGCUCACCUCCGUCUUUGGCAGCAGCUUCCCCUCCACCCAGCUGAUCUCCCAGCUGCCCUCGGUCUUCUCUAGCCCUGGUACUGCUGGGCAGGGAGGGGGUCCUUUCUCCUACUCUUUCAUUCCAGAUGCACCCAGCACACAAAACCUGUCGCAGCUCACCUCUGUCUUUGGCAGCGACCUGGCCUCCACCCAGAAUCUCUCCCAGCUGUCCUCGGCCUUCGGUAGCCCUGCUUUUGCUGCCCCUGCUUAUGUUAGCCCAGAAGGGGGUUAUUUCUCCUACUUUUCAGACACACCCAGCACACAAAGCCUGUCGCAUUUCGCAGUCUUUGGCAGCAGCCCGGGCGCCUCCCAGCUGUCCUCGUUCUUCGGUGCCCCUGCUGGUGCUGCUGGGUCGGAUGUGGGUUAUUUCUCCUUCACUGAGCCAGGAAGGGGAAUAUUCCCCAGUUCUGAUACGUCCAGUCCCGGCCCGCUCACCCCACAAAACCUGUCGCAGCUCACCUCUGUCUUUGGCAGCACCCAGCCUACCUCGGCCUUCUCUGGCCCUAGGUCCCUGUCCAUGUCAAUGCCCCUCCCCAGCCCGCAGCAGCCCUUCCUCCCCAUCGGGGCUUCAAGCCCCAUCCAGCAGGGGCCCGCUUCCCCCUGCGCUCCAUGCGCUUCCGAUCCGUCCAGUAUGCAGAGCCCGUCCCCGCUGCCCUCCAUGUACAUAAGGCCAACUGCCAGGCCGGGAGGCAGGAUAUUCACCUUCCCCAGCGUUUCAGGCAGCCCUGAUCUCUCUGGCAUGCAGAGCCCCUCCCCGCUGCCCUCCGCCUACAUGAGGCCCUUUGUGAAGCCAAGACAGAGGAUAUUCACCUUCCCCACUAUUAUAGGCAGCCCUGAGCUACAGAACACCACCCCGCUGCCCUCCAUGUACAUGAAGCCCACUUCUGGCCUGGAAGGGGGGACAAUGCCCUGCUCUCAAGGGACCCCCGAGGCACCCAGUACCCAGAACCUGUCCCACCUGACCUCCGUCUUCGGCAGCAAUCUGCCCUCCACCCAGCUGAUCUCCCAGCUGCCCUCGGUCUUCAGCCCUAGCUCCAUCCUUGGCAGGACCCCUACCCCGGGGAACAUGUCAAUGCCCCUCCCCACCCAGCAGCAGCCCUUCUUACCCAUUGAGGCUUCAAGCCCCAUCAGCCCCUGCGCAUCCACUCCUUCUGGCCCUUAUCCCCCCUCCAACAUGGUCCCCUCCUGGGAUUCCUACGGUGGCUUGCAGCUUCCACCUCCUGUCAGUGACCCCUUUUCCCAGUUCUCCACUAGCCUCUUCUCAGGAUCUGACUCUGGGAGGUCUCCCCUGCCCGCCAUGCCCAGCAUGUCCCCCAUGAACCUCUCCCGCCAUGUAUGCUUCCCUGGGGAUGUCUAUGGUCUCGGGGGGGACUCUUACCAGGCCCCCUACAGUCCUGGCCAAUUUUCUCCCUAUUCCCCAUCUGGCACUUUCUCCCAGCUAGACCCCUGCAGUCCACUCACCCCCGCCAGCUCUCCCGGUGGCAGCCCUUUCUUCCAGCUGGCUCCAGACUCUUUUCCCAGCACGGUCUCCAGUCCCUACAGCUCCCUGGGGGCCUGCAGCCCUUUUAGAGUUGUGCCCCCAGCCAGUUCCCCUGACACGUCCAGCCUCUAUGGGCCCAUGUUCCCGGCCAGCUACGUCUCCAGCAUCUAUGGCCCAAUGGUCUCGGCCAGCCCCACUUACGGAGGCAGCCCACUAUUCUCCAGCGGUCCCUCCAGCCUCUUCAGCCCAGUAGGUGUAGCUAGCUCUCCUGGCACCAUUUGUGUCCCGUCACCCAUCCAAUUCUCCCCACUGAUCGCUUCAUCCCCAAGACCCAUCACACCACCCAUGGGCCAGCCUGGCAGCCCGGAGCCUGCUGAAAAGAGUGAUCGCCGCACCCAAGCCACUGCCAUGGGCAGAGAUUCCAAGACUGCAACCUUUGAACGUAUUGUGGGGGAGAUCGCCUUCCAGCUUGACCGACGGAUCCUCUCCAGCAUCUUCCCCGACCGGGUCCGCCUCUACGGCUUCACCGUUGGCAACAUCCCUGAGAAAAUAAUGCAGGCUGAAAAUGACACCGUCAACCCCCUGACCGCAGAACAGCGGACGGCCAUGAUGGAUCGCUACAAUGAAAUCAUGAACCGCCUGAAGCCACAUAACUACAACCCCUCCUACCACCCCCAGUUCACCGAGCACAUUGUGAACACCUACGGCAUCCUCCGCGAACGCCCCGACGCCACAGGCUCCGAAGCUCAGCUGUACAAUGACCUCACCUACCUGAACGAGGUGAUUGUCAGCGUGGUGCCCCAGGACAAGGUGGCCGACUGCCUGAUCCUGCUCAACUGCCUCCGACAGCUGUCCCAGGCCGACGGGAAGCCCCUCUUCAUCUGGUGA
Molecule: messenger RNA, 2979 nt
Organism: Thamnophis sirtalis
Lineage: Eukaryota; Metazoa; Chordata; Lepidosauria; Squamata; Natricidae
Source: RefSeq, a predicted model, not a curated record